Messenger RNA from Marmota monax (woodchuck), 2392 nucleotides. RefSeq names its product protein FAM187B-like. The coding region runs from base 419 to 1135 and encodes 238 amino acids. NCBI's taxonomy places the organism in Eukaryota, Metazoa, Chordata, Mammalia, Rodentia, Sciuridae. The transcript is spliced from 2 exons. The record is from RefSeq and is a predicted model, not a curated record.
GCGCGGCGAGCACCGAGGCCGGGAGGGGUGCGCGCUCCUCCCCUUUCCACUUCCGCUCCUUGUCUCUAUUCCAAGUCUCUCCGGCCGCGCUCGAGGAGUUCGACCAACAAAAAUAACGUGGAUGAAGCGCACGCCUUCAGCUUUCGGGGAGAAACUGGGUAGACCCACGGCGCGUCUCCGAGCCGCUCCACCCCCGGCGCGCCCCUGGGAAUGGAUCGGCCCAGCUCCUGGGGACAUCUGAGUUUUUGACGCUACAUCCUUUAGUCAGCCCCUGGAUGACAUGAGUGGACAUGACAUGGCACUCCGGGAGCACCUUGAGCCAAGGUUCAUUCCGCUGCCCAAGCAUUAUUCCUGAGUUCUGUGGGUGACCUCACAAUGCCCAGUGUGGCACCCAGACUCUGCCUGUAGUUGGUCCACCAUGUUGGCCACCCUGUGUCUGGUUAGUUUUUCUUUCCCCAUUCUGUGGGCCCAGACGUUAAUCAGCUGUUCCUACAAGAGUCUGUGCCAGAAGGCACUGCUCUCGGGCAAUGAUAUUGUCCUGCAUUGUGACCAUAAGGCGGCACUCUGGUAUUUUUCUUCCAUUCUUGGGGAGAAUAUCUUCUUGCUUAACUCAUGGCCUAAUAUAAAGAAACUGCCUGGGGGCAGCCUGCAAUUGACCAAGCCUCAACCCUCGCAGGCAGGCCUCUUUCGCUGUGAGGACAGUGCCAACGCCCUCAUAGUAGAAUAUGAGAUUGAUUUCCAGGAUGCCACCACCCUGCAUAUCACACACAAAGACCUGGGCCAAAAGCCCCUGCAGAAUGAAACUCUGAACCUAGGUGGCGAGGUAUUUAUUUUUACCCACUGGGAGCCCUGGCAGGACUGUAACCGCUGUGAGGAGCCAGGCGAACGCAAGCGCCUGGGGUACUGCUAUGUUGAGGAGCCCCCGGAAAAACCCAUGCCCUGCUGGCUCUACCUGAGGGAUGAGAAGGUGCAAUACAGCCGCUUGCGGCCCGAGAUGCAGGUGGAAAGAUGCCUUGUUCCCUGUGACCCCGGCAAGGAAAUCAAACAGCCAUUCUUCAUCUAUGACAUUUACCAGCUGGGCAAGUUGACCAACCACAUGUGGCUCACCUGCCCCUUGGCUUCCAUCUACAGGUGACAGGACCAGGACGGCAGCCCUACCUUUGGCCCUCACCCAAGCUUUGUUUCCUGUGCCCACUGGGUUUGCCCUCCUGUGGAAAAUCAGGCUUUUUCUUCCAGCCCAUAAGCUUUCAGGGUCAGUCUGGGCAGGAAGGGGUCUGCCCAGUGGCUGACUCAGAUGUUCACUGGGCAAGAAUUCCCAAAUGCUGCCUCUGAGCCGGGCCCUGGGUGAGUGAUCUUGGCACAGUGUGACAGCUUAAAAAUACCUGGUCUUUGCCCACACGGGCACCUGCCAUUCAAAUAUAAAACCUAGAGACCAACACACUCGGGCCCUUGCUCUUGCCCACAUAGACAAUUGAAUGGCUUCUGUCUCCUGACUUGACCCUGAUGAGCAUGAUUUGUCCAUCUUUGUACUAAGGCCAUCUGUUCAAUUAUCUUAAUGAUUGUGCUUUUUCAAUAAGUCAUGAUAUUAGCCAGUGAACAUGUUCCAAUAUUGUUCUGCAAGAUUCUCUUGGUUACUCUUGGUCCUUGGUGUAAAAAUUUUGGAAUCAGUAUGUAGUUUUCAUCCGCCCCAAAUCCUAUUUAAAAAAAAAAUUGGGACUAUUUUGAACCUAAAUAAAUUUGGGGUAAAUCAUUGUUUUACAAUAUUAAAUAUUGUCUUCCCAUCCUUGAAUAUGGUAAACGAUCCCAUUUAAUAUAUCUCAAAAAUCUGCAAUUAUUAAUGUAGAUGACUGACAUAUAUUUUAUUAUGUUUAUUCCUAGUUUUUCAUACUAUUAAAUUCUGAAAAUUUCAUCUUCGAGUUCUAUAUUACUUGUAUUUACAUUAUAGUUGAUAUUUGUAUAUGACCUUGUAUUUUGUUAAAUUCACUUGCUUUUAGUAAAAUAUCACACGGAGAAGUCUAUGGCGGAUAUACUUAUCUUAUUCUUAAUAUUUUUGUAUGGAAUACAGUUUUCUCUGGGUUUUCAUAGAAACACUUUAUUAAAUCAAGAAAAAUUUGCCUCUAUUCCUAGUUUGCCCAGAGUUUUGAGCCAUAGAUGGCUGUUGAAUCUUAUCAAAUGCAUUUUCUGCAUCUACUUGAGAUAAUAAUAAUGUUUUUCUUUAUUAUUUCAAUGUGGUGAAUUACAUUGAUUGCUGAUCAAGGAAUUGCUGUUCACAUGUAAACUCAAACUUUCCUUACAGGGAUAAACCCAAUUUGGUCAUGAUGUUCUUCUUUCUUUCUUUCUUUUUCUUUUUGCUUUUAUUUUUAUCAUUGGAUAAAAUUAAUAUUUGCUAUUA